This is a messenger RNA of Manis javanica (Malayan pangolin), 7767 nucleotides long. It is a transcript of the gene SMAD2, whose product is annotated as SMAD family member 2. The record is from RefSeq and is a predicted model, not a curated record. Gene Ontology annotation, cellular component: heteromeric SMAD protein complex. Gene Ontology annotation, molecular function: I-SMAD binding; RNA polymerase II cis-regulatory region sequence-specific DNA binding; DNA-binding transcription factor activity, RNA polymerase II-specific. Lineage: Eukaryota; Metazoa; Chordata; Mammalia; Pholidota; Manidae. Gene Ontology annotation, biological process: activin receptor signaling pathway; positive regulation of transcription by RNA polymerase II; cell differentiation.
GGCGGGACGCGCGUCCCCACCCCCUCCUUCCCGCGGGCGGCGGCCGGGCCCGCGCCCCCUCCCCGCACUGGGGCUGCCUGCCGGGCACUGGCUGGGGGGCGGGGCGGGCGGCUGCCGGAGUGUUUUCAGUUCCGCCUCCAAUCGCCCAUUCCCCUCUCCCCUCCCAGCCCCUCAUCCCAUUCGGAAGAGGAAGGAACAAAAGGUCCCGGACCCCCGGCUCUGACGGGGCGGGACCCGGAGCCUCGGUCCAGGUUAGAUAAAGGAGAGUAUUUUCUUAGUGUGGAUUGCUGCCUUUGGUAAGAACAUGUCGUCCAUCUUGCCAUUCACUCCACCAGUUGUGAAGAGACUGCUGGGAUGGAAGAAAUCAGCUGGUGGAUCUGGAGGAGCAGGUGGAGGAGAGCAGAAUGGACAGGAAGAAAAGUGGUGUGAGAAAGCAGUUAAAAGUUUGGUGAAGAAGCUAAAGAAAACGGGACGAUUAGAUGAGCUUGAGAAAGCCAUCACUACCCAAAACUGUAAUACUAAAUGUGUCACCAUACCAAGCACUUGCUCUGAAAUUUGGGGACUGAGUACACCAAAUACGAUAGAUCAGUGGGAUACAACAGGCCUUUACAGCUUCUCUGAACAAACCAGGUCUCUUGAUGGGCGUCUUCAGGUAUCUCAUCGAAAGGGACUGCCACAUGUUAUAUACUGCCGAUUAUGGCGCUGGCCUGAUCUUCACAGUCAUCAUGAACUCAAAGCAAUUGAAAACUGCGAAUAUGCUUUUAAUCUUAAAAAGGAUGAAGUAUGUGUAAACCCUUACCACUACCAGAGAGUUGAGACACCAGUCUUGCCUCCGGUAUUAGUGCCACGGCACACUGAGAUCCUAACAGAACUACCACCUCUGGAUGAUUAUACCCACUCCAUUCCAGAAAACACUAAUUUCCCAGCAGGAAUUGAGCCUCAGAGUAAUUAUAUCCCAGAAACGCCACCUCCUGGAUAUAUCAGUGAAGAUGGAGAAACAAGUGAUCAACAACUAAACCAAAGUAUGGAUACAGGAUCUCCAGCAGAACUAUCUCCUACUACUCUUUCCCCUGUUAAUCAUAGUUUGGAUUUGCAGCCAGUUACUUACUCAGAACCUGCAUUUUGGUGUUCAAUAGCGUAUUAUGAACUAAACCAGAGGGUGGGAGAGACCUUCCAUGCAUCACAGCCCUCACUCACUGUGGAUGGCUUCACAGAUCCAUCAAAUUCAGAGAGGUUCUGCUUAGGUUUACUCUCCAAUGUCAACCGAAAUGCUACUGUAGAAAUGACAAGAAGACAUAUAGGAAGAGGAGUGCGCUUGUAUUACAUAGGUGGGGAAGUUUUUGCUGAGUGCCUAAGUGAUAGUGCAAUCUUUGUGCAGAGCCCCAAUUGUAAUCAGAGAUACGGCUGGCACCCUGCAACAGUGUGUAAAAUUCCACCAGGCUGUAAUCUGAAGAUCUUCAACAAUCAGGAAUUUGCAGCUCUUCUGGCUCAGUCUGUUAAUCAGGGUUUUGAAGCCGUGUAUCAGCUGACUAGAAUGUGCACCAUAAGAAUGAGUUUUGUGAAGGGUUGGGGAGCAGAAUACCGAAGGCAGACAGUAACGAGCACUCCUUGCUGGAUUGAACUUCAUCUGAACGGACCUCUACAGUGGUUGGACAAAGUAUUGACUCAGAUGGGAUCUCCUUCAGUGCGUUGCUCAAGCAUGUCAUAAGGCUUUGUCACCAAUCAAGUCCCAUCAAAAGACUUAAUGUAACAACUCUUCUGUCAUAGUAUUUGUGUGUGGUCCCCAUGGACUGUUUACUAUUCAAAAAUGCAAGAGAGAAAACAGCACUUGAGGUCUCAUCAAUUAAAAGCACCUUGUGGAAUUGGUUUCCUAUAUUCGAAUAUUAGAUGGGAAAAUUAGUAUCUAGAGAAGAUUUUAAAGACUUACUGAUGUCUUGUUGGGCAUAAAACUGAGUGUCCCAAAGGUUUAUUAAUAACAGUAGUAGCUAUGUGUACAGGUAAUGUAUCAUGAUCCAGUAUCACAGUAUUGUGCUGUUUAUAUACAUCUUUAGUUUGCAUAAAUUAGGUGUGUGUGUGCUGCUUCUUGAUUUAGGCAAGCCUUUAUAAAGUUACAGUACCUAAUCUGUUAUUCCCACUUCUCCGUUAUUUUUGUGUCUUUUUAAAUAUAUAAUAUAUAUCAAAAUUUCCAGAUUAUCAUUUAGAAGCAGAUUUUCCUUGUAGAAAAACUAAUUUUUCUGCCUUUUGCCAAAAAUAAACUCUUGGGGGAAGAAAGUGGAUUAACUUUAGAAAUCUUUGACCUUAUGUGUUCAGUGGGUCUUAAACAUUCAUUCUUUUUGUGUUUAUUUACUUCUAAAUCAUAUUAUAAAGAAAUGUAGCCGAAAAUCUUCCCAAAUCUCUUCUCCAUUCCUACUUUUGCCCUGAGAACCAAAACAGCGCAGGAUGACCUCCAUUGCCAGUACUGGUUGCACUGAUACUGCCAGGACUAGUUAGUGCUGGGGUACAGUAAGAAUCAUAGGGAGUAAGUUCCUUAGUCUUACACCAAAUUUCAACAGGUAAUAAUUGACUUGUGUAACCUAGCAGUCUCUUGACUUACUUCCAGACCUCAUAAAAACACAGGUGGCAGUAUAAUUUUUUUCAGGAAUAUGCUACAAUUAUUUCAGUAUAUUUAUCCUUUUCUUUUUACAGCCAAUCUAUAGAUAGAAAUACUCUUUUUAAAAGGUGUUUAAUUUGGUAGCAGACCUAAUACACUUUAAUUUGAGGUUCAUUUGAUUCAGCUACCAGAUUGUAUUGUGAAAUGGACCUUUUGUAAGUGUAAUUGCUUUUGCAAAAUACCUAGAAGAGUGAUGCUGAGGUACUAUCAGCAGAUAAGGGCCAUCUGUUUUUAAAGUAUGUUUUAUUAAAUUUAUGAGAUCUGUUAUUUUACAUAGUUAUGAAUUUAGAAUUUUAAAAAUUGGGGGAGAAGCAGUUUAGCAAGGUUUUUAGCUUAAAAUUACUGACAAUCUGAGCUAUUCUUAACUAAUCCUGAAUAUGUGGUUGAAUAUUAUAACCAACCGUAUUUUAUUCUCCCCAGUGAGAGUUUCCAGAAGCUCUGUUGAUAGUCCAUUAUGCAGCAAAUAAUCUUUUUGUCUAUGUUAACUCAUUGCAGUUUAAGCAUUUGUUUGCAUCUUUAUGGAAACGGAAAAUAACCACUCCUGACCUCCUUCAAGUAAAUUUUCAUAUUUUUGAAGAUAGAUAUCUUUGGUACUUGUUCUUUAAAACCGUAUUCCCCCAUCUCCACAGGUAUUAAUUUCAGUAUUCUUCAUAUUUGGUUGUUCUCUAUUAGAUAUUCCCCAUUUUCCUGUGUAUGUGUGCACAUGUAAACUUGGUAUAGUAAUUUUUUAUUCGUUCAACAAAUAUUUAUUGUUAUCCUGUUACAUGUGUCAGGAACUUCCUUAGUCUUUGGGUAAAGAUGAACAACACAGGGGGUAUGGUCCCUGCCUUUGGGGAGACAACAGUUACUAUAACCCUUACUUAACUUAUUUGUCUAUGAAGGAGAGAAACAGAGUACUGUGAUAGGGCAUAGCAGAGGGAAGGAUUCUCCAAGGAAAUGAUGUUUGAGCUAACUAACAUCCCAUGAGAAAGUCCAUGUGGAAAGCCAGGGAAGAUGAGCAUUCCUGGCAGAGAGAAGGGCAUAAAAUUCAAAGGCUCAUUAUUAAGUAUAAAUGCUUUAUACAGGAAUCUCUGUACAGAUCCAAACUUGCAGAUCAAAAUGGUUCUACAGUUGCUUAUAGUUGAGGGUGACCUUGUUUUGUUAUUGACUGCUUUAUAUGUCAUUCUCAUUAAUACUUCUUCAAGCCCUUGCUAUAAAACAUUGUCAUUUGCACCAGGUUGAUACCAUUUGAUUUAAUAACCCUUUCUUAAAUCUGCCUUGGCCAAAUCUUCAUUUGGCCAUUGGUGAAAUUUUCAUUUCACCAUUGUAGUGACUGGCUGCUUGCUUCCAGGUGUGCUGCUGCCCACUAAUUACUACUUCUACUGUCCAUACCAGUUGUUACCAUUGUCAGGCCUGCUGGAGAAAAGCAGUGGAGCUUCUGGCUGCUAGAAGUGUUUACCUAGAAGAAAACUUGCAGUGGUAUUAGAACAGCUCUGGGGGUGGAGAAGAACUUUGAAAAUGGUAGAAGGCCCUGCAGUUAACUCUUGCAUUGGUAUGUCAAGUGAAGCAGUGCCAACUAUGGCAUUUCAGUAGUGAAUCACAUCUCUCCAGUUACCGUGAGAUUGUUCUGUGCAGCAUGACACUUCGGACUCAAUUCCUUGGAAACAUCUAUGGAGCAGUUAUACCUGUCCAGCAGUUGACUUCAUGGUGGUGCUUACAUCUGUGUAUAUUUAAUGAUCUCAUAUAUUUUUUAAUGAGAUGUUCUUGCAUUCUAUUUUGUCUACUGUGGCUUAAUUUUUGUUGAUUUUUUAAAAAUAGAGGCUGUUUUCGUUCUGUUAAAUGAUCUCCCUGUGGAGUUUUGUGUUUAUUUAAAUUAGCAACAUUAUUUAGAAUUUCUCCUCUACAGUCUGGUCAUUUCCUCAGUGUGACAACAGGAGAACUGAGUGGUCAUGCUUUCUCUCAUAUUUCUAAGAUGAAUGGUGGUUCUCACAGUGGAUUCCAUAGACACCCUUUAGGGCUGGCUUAGGGAACUGGAGGCUGGUGACAUUCCCACUGACUUUGGUCUAACCAGUGGCAGCUUCAUUUUUAUUCUGUAUUGAAGUUCUACAUAGAUUUUAUUUUUUUUAAAGAAGAGUUUUAUUGUUUAAAAAAAGUUUGGGAAGUCUUUAUAGCCACUUGUUAAGAUUGGAAAACAUAACCAGAAUUUGGCCCACCUUUUGGAAUAACUCUGCCAGUGUCUUUUCAUUCUGCUUUAAGAAACCUUCCUGAUGAGGUUUGAACUACACCAGUUAUACUAAUUCUACAUUAUGAUAUACAUUCAGUCAAUAAAUACUUAUUGAAGCCUGUUCUGUACCCAGCCACUGCGACAGAUGAUGACUGGAGUUUAAUCCUGACCCUCCAGCUGUGCUUAGUCUUAGGAGGAUUACACGCUCUCUCAGGACCUGUCACUUUGCCCAAAGUAAAUCUGCCUGAUUAUUCUUGAAAGCUAAAUAGUCUUAUUCUGUAUUCCAAGCAUAUAUUUGCAAAAUGUUUCAUACUGAGUUUUUUUAAAAAUCUUAAACCAUACCCAGUUUUGCCUAGUUCAUCUGUUUUAAACAUUGUUGGAUUUUCUCUUUCGUUAAAAUUAUUUUAAUUUUACUUUAUUUGUGCUUUUUAGGUCAGUUUCAGUCAAGACUAAGACUUUGAAGGUAAAGAAUGAUCCAUCUAGUCUCGCUAGCAGAAAUCAAAUAAAAGAGUAUAUGUAUCCAGUUGGUUUCUCUACCUCUUCCCAGAACUGUCCAAAUAUACCUUUAAGACGUUUCUGUCUUUUUUAAAUAACUACAUACCUUGAGCAUUUAUUCAGUAAGCAGAAUCCUCCUGGUCUGGUUGAUUGUCGGAUAUAAAGUGACUAAAGAUAAUCUUCACUGUACUUAAAUUUGUCUUAUGUACAGUCUUGCUUUCAUAGCUGAACAUUCCAAUUUCGGUUUGCCCCCCACAGCCGCACGCUACCCUUCCAGUAUCUCUUUAGAUAACUAAGUAGUCUGUGGACAUAAGCAACACACUAUCUUUUCUCUUACUCUGGUCUAAAACAUUGAUGAUUAGACAUGACAGAUUCUUGGCUAUUGUCUUUCCUUCUUGAGCUUUACUUUACUGAAUCCUUUAUAGUCAUCAGCUGAACUUUAUUCUUUCUCCCCUUCUCUAACAACAUGUAUCCCUCAUGGUUUUGCUGGUUACCCUCUUGCCAGCCGUGUUUUAUCUGCAUACACGAGAAUGUCUCCUUUAAAUUUCACUGAAAACCAAAAGAGAUGGUGCUGUUCAUAUGCAGGGUCUUAAUUUCUUCACCAUGGAGGUUAAUGUUGUUCAAAUUGGUCAACACUUAAAUCUUACAAACGGCUCAUAAAUUUUCUCUAGUUCAAUGUCUGUGUGGCUAGCAAAUAGCUUAAAUCAUUAGAUCUAUUUUAAAGUAUGUUUAGGAUCAUAAACUUUUCUGACAGUUGCAGCCAGUUACUUCCCUAUAGCACUAGCCCUCUUUCCACCUUGGAGCAUAUUGAAUUGUAUUUAGUACAAUCAAGAGUAAUGAUGAUAGCGUGUGAUCUCUAGAGGUAGUCAGAAUCCUACUGAGAUCCUUUUAUAUCUUUUCAAGUUUUUAUGAAUAUUUUGUUCAGACUACCUUUCUGGGGGGGGGGGGGUUGAGGGACAGAUUAGCUCUUGGAGUGUAAUUCCUGUGUUUGGAGCCUCAACCAGAAAAUGUCAACUAGAUAUGACUGCCUCAUGAUGGCCUUUAUGAUAAGAACUUUUGUAAUGUGUUCACAUAAUUUCUUGAGUAGGAACUGUUUUAUCUUGGAUAUUAUAGCUAACUUUAUAGCAUAACUGCCUUAAAUCUUUUUAGUAGGAAAUAAAUAUAUAAUGUGUGUGUAUGGAUUUAUAUAAAUAUACACUCAUAGAAAAACCUUAACAGUGGGCGUCAUUUAUCUGCAUACAUUUUAACAAUGGUGAAUGAGUCUGUUGUUUAAAUCUCAGAUCUCAGUAAAAUGUCCUUAAUUUGCUUGCAGACAUUUUCCUUUCAUGAUAGACCAUCAGAAUAAUUUUUUUACUCUGCUGGAGUCCUAAUUUGGCACUUCAGUAAGUAUGCUGUUUUAGGCAGUUUGACAGUUAAGAAUCGUAACUGGAAUUUAUUAACAUCAUUAAUAAAGCUCUGCCAUGUAUCCCUUCAUUAAAUUGUAAUACAUCCAGUGGUCUCUGAAAGGUACUAGGUUAGGGUUAACUUUAAAAAAUAUAUAAUGUUAGAUUGCAUCACACCCCCGCCAAAUCCUUUCCCCCUGGCUUAAGAUUGUUGCUUAAGGUACCCUGGGAAGUACUACUACCAAGUCCAGUUCUCCUGCAUUUAAGCGUAGCCUAAGGCUGGUUCAGACCUGACACUCCUAGCUGUGCUCAGUAGAAAUGGAUUUUCCAGGCUCUCUGGGCCAUCUCGGACUCAGAGGAUCUGACCAGAGUACAUCAGCUCAAGUAAACCGCAGUGUCAGUUGGUGGGCAGCCAUCAUGGCCCAAACUGUUCCCCAGCAGUUGAGCUGUAAGGAGGGCCCCUUGGAAGAAUAUCACUGCUGCUGUUGGGAGUGAGAAGGACUUCAUUAACUCCACACAAAGGACUUUUUUCUCCCCCCAAAUUUCCCCCAAGUGAUGAUCUCCUACCCUCCCCAAAAAAGCUCUUAGUUUCUCAAAAUUUCUAGUUUGCUCUUUUUGGGGGGGGUGGGUGGGAGGACACUUCUUAUUUACUACUUCUUUCUAACUAAAGAUGAUAAUUUUUUUGAGCCAUGAAGUCCAUAAUAUAUUGAUUUGGGGACAAAAGUGAAGUUGUAGAAUUAUAAAAAUAUGUAACUUCUGUAUUUUCCAUUUCACGCUUUACUGUUUCUGUGGCUUUAAAUCUUUUGGCUAUUUUACAAUGUUAGUCACUAGAUAACUUGCCAUAUUUCUGGUUCUAUAUUAAGUUCUACCCUUUACAAUGAUGCUGUAGCAUAAAGUUGGUUCUCAGCAUUUGGCUGUAGGAAUAGAAGUCUCACUAAAGUCUCUUUUCUUCCAAAGAGAUUUUCCUUUUCUCAGGCCCUAAGAAGAUAUUGUCACUCACAUUAUUUAUAUCCUUGGAUUGUUCAAACAAAAAAAAA